Molecule: messenger RNA, 1092 nt
Organism: Lodderomyces parapsilosis
Lineage: Eukaryota; Fungi; Ascomycota; Pichiomycetes; Serinales; Debaryomycetaceae
Gene: KRR1
Product: ribosome biosynthesis protein
Exons: 1
Coding region: 1-1092 (363 amino acids)
Cellular component (GO): small-subunit processome; nucleolus
Molecular function (GO): RNA binding
Source: RefSeq, a predicted model, not a curated record
AUGCCAUCCACACAUGAUAAAGAUAAGCCAUGGGACACCCCCGAUAUAGAUAAAUGGACCGUUGAAGAAUUCAAACCAGAACACAAUGCCAGUGGUCUACAUUUUGCUGAAGAAUCAUCAUUUAUGACCUUGUUCCCCAAAUAUCGUGAGCAAUAUCUUAGAAGUAUAUGGAGUGAUGUUACCAAAGCAUUAGAUAAACACCACAUACGAUGCGAAUUAGAUCUCGUUGAAGGAGCAAUGACAGUCAAGACGACAACAAAGACAUUUGAUCCUGCCAUGAUUUUAAAAGCUCGUGAUUUGAUUAAAUUAUUAGCUAGAUCAGUUCCAUUCCCACAAGCAGUCAAGAUUUUGCAAGAUGAUGUUGCUUGUGAUGUUAUCAAGAUUGGCAAUUUUGUCACCAACAAAGAUCGAUUCAUCAAAAGAAGACAAAGGUUGGUUGGACCCAAUGGAAAUACAUUAAAGGCUUUGGAAUUGCUAACCAAAUGCUACAUCUUGGUUCAAGGAAACACAGUUAGUGCUAUGGGCCCAUACAAGGGUUUAAAAGAAGUAAGAAGAGUAGCUGAAGAUUGCAUGAAGAAUAUUCAUCCAAUUUACUAUAUUAAGGAAUUGAUGAUCAAACAAGAAUUGCAGAAAAACCCCGAACUAGCUCAUGAAGAUUGGUCACGGUUCUUGCCCAGUUUCAAAAAGAGGAACGUUGCCAGAAAGAAGGUUAAAACUUCCAAAGUGGAAAAGAAGGUUUAUACUCCAUUCCCACCAGCUCAACAACCACGUAAAGUUGAUUUGCAAAUUGAAAGUGGUGAGUAUUUCCUUGGUAAGCGUGAACGCGAGUUGAAAAAGAUUCAGGAAAAGAGAGCUUUACAGGAGGAGAAUAGUGAGUUAAAGAGACAAGAACGAGCUAAGGGCUAUGUUGCUCCAGAAGAGGAACAGUAUGAGAAUAAGUUGUUGAGUAAGGAAAAGAAGGAAAAGAAGGAAAAAAAGGAGAAAAAGGAAAAGAAGGAGAAGAAGAGGAAAUCAAGUGAUGAUAAUGACAAUGAUGAUGAGGAUGAGUCAAAGCAUAUGAAAUCAAAGAAACCGAAGAAAUCAAAACACUAA